Molecule: messenger RNA, 2850 nt
Organism: Talaromyces stipitatus ATCC 10500
Lineage: Eukaryota; Fungi; Ascomycota; Eurotiomycetes; Eurotiales; Trichocomaceae
Exons: 11
Coding region: 1-2634 (877 amino acids)
Source: RefSeq, a predicted model, not a curated record
AUGGGUGAGAAGAAGUCUGCUGUGAACCGUCCCAUGAACCCCCAGCAGCGGGAUGCGGAUAUCAGCACAAAGCUUCAACUUUACGGCAUCUACAGUGCAUUCGCGAAUGGCAAGCUACCAUCGAACAAGCAAUGCGAUGUAGCCCUGAACAGCGCUAUCAAGUCAAAAUGGCUUUCAUCUCCGUCAAAGGAGCUUUCCGAAGACGGGCGGACCCUAGUCAAGGAUCUCCGUGACGUCAUUGACAAGACCAAGCUACUCUUCCUCACCAAGAACGAGGGCGAGCUGCUACAGGAAUUCAUCUGGGAUGCCCAGCAGAUCACUGGCGAAGAGUUUCGAGGAGCUAGUGGACCCGUCAACAAGGAAUCUGCUAGUCAGGAUGCCGACAGGGCUGCUGAGGGCUUCAAGACUUUGGGCACGCUUUUGAUUACCAAUGGAGAAUUCCGCAAGCUAUUGAGUGAUGCUGUCGUCCUUCUCCGGGAUAUUGCUGGUGAUGCCGCUAGCAAGGCCGCCACCAAACUUCGACCGGACGAGAAUGCUCUUUCUCAGAUUGAUCAACCUGCUGAAGAGAAUGUCUGGUACGAAAAACCUGACAUUAACAAGGACGCACUAAAGGCACAAUUCAAGGAGCAGACAGACCGCCUUAAGCCUGCAGCCAAUGCCGCUACCUCUUCAGCUACUGGCGGUCGGGAAGAUGCUCCUGUCUCUGAGAUCGAUGCACGUGCUGGUGCCUCUGCUGUUAAAGAGACCCUGCAACAAUCUGCGGAGCGAAAUGUCCCUCCCGAGGACCGGGAACAAGCUCAACGGAUCAGAGAUCAAGCGCAAGCUGUUUCUAGUGAAUAUAGCAAUCGCACCAAGGAAUUCUUGGCUUCUAAAAUGCCGCCUGAGCGUCGUGAUCAGGUCGUUUGGCGCCUGAAGAAGAUGAUUGUUGAGAUUCAGGGCCACUCUAAUUAUCAACAAGCUAUCGAGACACUCUUGAGUUUGGCCGAGACAUAUGCUGGACAUGGAAAGGAUCUUACCUCCCAGGGAUCCACCGCCGCUAAAGGUGCCAGAGAAAACAUUAUUAUACGCAAAGCUGAAACUAAUUUGAGGAUUUUGAUCGAGAGAUUUGCGAAUAGCACGUCGACUGAUGAUUUCUUCGACUCGCUCAACACCGUUUAUCGUGAUGCAGACCAGGAUCCACGCCUAAAAGACUGGUUCAAGAAUGUCGAUACUUAUAUUCGGAAAUGCUUGCGCGAACAAGGAUUCAUCAUGCAAGAUGCAGCCACUGAGCAGUGGAACAAGCUGUAUGAUGAGGGCCGCUUCUUGCUUCGAGACCGCUACAGAAGCCACACAGAUCGAAUUGCCGAUGAAGCCAAGUUUUUGGCCACUCAAUUCGAUGAAGAUCCUCAGAACAGAGCUUUCCGUCAAUCCUUGGAAAAACUAUUUAAAGAUCUAGGCCAGGAUCAGUACGGAAAGCCGGUAUUCAAGCCUCAGUUGAUCAAGGAUAUCACCAAUGUCAUUAUCCCUGAGAUCUUUGAGAAUGCCAGCUACAUUCCUAUUCCUCGAAUCGAGGUGUCUGAUCGAGCUGUUGACAUGGUCAUCGAGAAUUUGAUCAUUGAGAGUGACAAUUUGAUGCCGAAUGUCGUGGAAUUUGGUGCUGACAACUACUGGCGUUGGGGCCGUAAGAUGAUCAGCAACAUUGAUGAUCACAAGAUUAUGAUUUCCGCCUCUGGUAUUCAAGCUGAUCUUCGAGAUGUGAAUUAUUACUUGAAGAGGAAGCAAGGAUUCCCGUUGCUUACUGAUACUGGUGUCAUGGAUAUCCUCCUCGGCGGUACAGGCUUCGGUUUCAAGAUUGCUGCUUCCAAGGCACAGAAAAAUGACCGCAACGCCAUCUUUAAGCUCGACAGUGUCAAGAUCAACAUAAAGAACUUGAGUCUGAACCUGAAGAAGUCCAAUCACAAGAUCCUUUUCACGAUCUUCAGGCCCAUGCUGCUGAAUGUUGUCCGCCCCGCUAUUGAGAAGGUGCUGGAGAGCCAGAUUCGUGAGGCAUUCCAGAAGGCCGAUGCAUUUGCCUACCAGGUGCAGAAGGAGGCUCAACGUGCUCAGGAUGCGAUCCGCGAGGAUCCUGAGAACGCAAAGAACAUCUUUGCCCGGUAUGCCGACGCAGCUCGCCAAGUCAUUACAGAGAAGAAGAAGCAGGCCGAAACUAUUGCCCAGCGUGGCCCCAAGGUCAACUUGGCAAUGACUCACCAGGAUGCUAUGCUCAAGGAUAUCAAGCUGCUUGGCGGUGUCACUACAAAGGCUACUGAGUACAAAGAGCUUUCUGCCAAGGGUGAUCGUUGGCAAUCACCAGUCUUCAACUGGGGAAGUUCCUCGCCAACAAACAACUUGCCAAAACCUGCCGAGGUCACUCGCAAGCCUCACACUACCGCCGAAAGCCGCCUCCAAGAAAGGCCAACGGCUGAUGGUGCUGGAACUGACGGUUCCGGCGUCAACGGAUUCCAUCAUACAGGCGCAACUAAUGGAGCGAAUGGACAUGCAUUGUCACCAGCUGAUGGUGUAAGCGCUCAUGGCACCAACGGCACUUUCAAGAAGGAAGUCGACCGUGCCUUUGACGCCAAUGCCGCUCCUGCUCCGACGUUGGAUGGCAUUUAAUGGUUGUGCUUGGACGUUACUGCAAAUUCACCUGUCUGGAAUUCCUUUUUUGAUACCAAGAAUUUAUCCCAAUAGUAAUGAUAAGUUGUGGGGGCGAUGCGUGAUUUGAGUUUUGAGAACGAGAUACGAUUCAGCAAUCGCUAGCGUGUUUGUAUGAUACUGUACAAUGUUUAGUUUCCUUUGUUAGAUACUGCUAAUAAUGCUUGAUUAUUCAAU